AUGGCGACCACUCCGAACCCGCGUCGCCGGUCACCGCGAGUGUCCGAUGGCUCGGAAGCAUUUACCCCAGUAGGGGACACCACCCUCACAGGACUGCAGCGACUUCCCGGACAUACGCGAUAUCCCCUUACACCCAGCCGGUUUGCAACCAACACGCCUUCAGCGAACCGACGGACCCCGCGGAACAGGGGCGGCGCGCCAUCCACGCCGUAUCGGGUGCAGGCGAUGCAGCGACGCGCGGCGAACACUCCGGGACGCGAUCGUAGACGCAGCGGGCGAGUCCAGCGGGAGACUACGUUCGAUAUUCUCCGGAACUUGGGAAAAGCCCUUGCUCCGACAACUGAACCAAUCCGAUCAUCGCCGCAGGAGAAACCGGAACCCGAGAAUGAGCCGGAGGUGGUGCGGGAUGAGAUUGAGGAGCUAGACAAUGAACCCGAGAUUGAGCGGCCGCGUUUGUCCCUGCCGCUGGAUGAGGUAGAUGAGGUGGAUGAAGAGCCGGAGAUGCGUCCGCCCCGGCUGUCGCUUGCGUUCGAAGAAGAGGACCUCACACAUACCUCGAUCGAGUAUCCUCGACGAGCUACUAGUGAACAUGACCGGGGAAGGCUAUCAAUGAUGGGUGUUGGUGGCCCUCGGAUGAGUGAGAUUGGGGCUGCGACUAGAAUUGAGAGCGAGAGUGAAGAUGAAGAUGACACGGGGAUUGUGGAUGAUAAUGAAGGAGGGGAGGAUACGGUUAUCAGUCAAGGCGAUUUUGACGGAGGGGGCGAGACGGAGGACCUCGGGCGGUUCAACUUUGAGUUCAAUUUCCCAACUCCACCCCCUCCGGGUGAGGACUUGGACCAGGAUGAGCCCCUUCACGAUGAUGAAGGGUUCGAGCUUCCGGUGGACAUGCCGCUAGAUGCAGAGGCGGGGCCCGAUGAUGCGAGCAUAUCCAUCGCUGCCGACGACUUUGGCAUGCAAUCCCCGCUACCUCAACCGGUGGCGAUGAGUGAAAGCCAGAGCCCAGGGAUUGCCGGGGGAGGUCUGCGAGACGAGGACCGGUUCAUGCCCGGCCCCAAGCAAAAGAAGCUUUCCCGACAUGGCAUCCCGGUGCCCAACCUCCCCGUCGGGGUCGUGAAGAAGCUGGCCAUCCGGUUUGCGCGGGCGCGAAACGGGUCCAAGGCCAAGAUCAGCAAGGAAACAUUAGCCGCAAUUGAGCAGGCCUCAUCAUGGUACUUUGAACAGGCCAGUGAGGACCUGGCGGCGUAUUCCAAGCACGCGGGGCGCAAGACCAUCGACGAGAGUGAUGUUGCGACCUUGAUGCGGAGACAACGGCAUGUCAACAACGCGACGACGAUCUUCUCGCUCGCCCAGAAGCAUUUGCCCAAGGAGCUGUUGCAGGACAUGAGAUUGGCGAUGCCACCAUGA
Molecule: messenger RNA, 1404 nt
Organism: Aspergillus ibericus CBS 121593
Lineage: Eukaryota; Fungi; Ascomycota; Eurotiomycetes; Eurotiales; Aspergillaceae
Exons: 5
Coding region: 1-1404 (467 amino acids)
Biological process (GO): resolution of meiotic recombination intermediates; replication fork processing
Cellular component (GO): Fanconi anaemia nuclear complex; FANCM-MHF complex
Molecular function (GO): chromatin binding; protein heterodimerization activity
Source: RefSeq, a predicted model, not a curated record